UCCCGCACAUACUGCACCAUCUCUCUGCCCCGAUCCAGACGACCACCUCUCUGCCCCGAUCCUCCUGACCACCCACCGCCGACCUGGCUCUGGCGAGCCACCCGCCGCCGGCCCCUGGCUUUGGCGCCACCCACGGACGCCUCGACACGCCACCCGACACCGCCUCCUGCCUCCGGCGCUCUACCCCCGCUGCCCCCACAACCUCGACGCGCCACCCUCCUCCGUCCCCGCGGCCUCGACGCCCCACCCUCUCCCGCCACCACGGUCUCGACGCGCUACCAGCCGCAGACCCCCUGGAUCCGGCUGCGCGCCACCGUUGACGCCCCCAAGUCCCCCACGGCCCAGACGCGCAAAUCCCCCACGGCUCCUCGGACCAGAAGCACCUCCUGCAGCGAUCCCCUUAGCCUCGCUGUCGCUCCCACCCAGACCCGGAUGCAUCUCCUGCAGUCGUCCCCUCCCCCUGGCCCCGACGAGCCUCCUGCCGCCCCGCAUCCCCGACGCGCCUCCAGCGGUCGGACCUCCAGAAGCAGAGCAGACCCCAUGCUCCUGCAGGUCAACUGGGACUCCCACGGACGGUCAAUCUCCACUGGCGCCCUUGCAUCGUCUCUUGCAUCGCAAAAAGUCCUUCUCCCCCUUUAAACUGCCAGCGAUGGCAGCGGUGUCCGGGUUCAGUCUUGCUCGCCUCCUGACCAACCACCGCCUCCCCAUCCCUCCGGGCGACCUGCAGCUGGGGGAGGUCUCGAACUACAGCUGGAGGAGGUCUCAACCUGCAGUGAUUUGCACAAACACUUCACCUGGAAGUAUUGACUUGCAGCUUAUCGCGUCUGCCGCUGCCGCCAAGGUCCACAUACAGUCGAUGCUGCGGCAACCACCCCCGCCACUGUCUGUUGCCGAUGCGUGCAACCACGUUCAGCCGCCCACUGGACGUGGGCACAGAGGCAGGGCCACGCCGAGGGAGCUCGAGCUCCACCACCCGCAGCCGCUUCCCCUGCAGGUUGUACACCCCACCGACCACACCAUCUUCUUCUCCUCCUCUGUUCUCUUGCCUCUUUGCUUCUGAAGUUCAAGAUGUUUUAAAAAGCGGAAAAACAAAAGGCAGAAGUUCAAAGAUGAAAUUUGAAGAAGGAAAUAUGCAACAAUCAAAGAAGUGGCGGUCUCAUUACAGAGAAGGAGAAUGCCUUACGAUCCAGCCGAGUUGACUCCUGCCAUGGGCACUACAUAAUUAUCACUGGAUGCCCAUGGUCACCGGUGCUGGAUAAUUAGCACUGAAUGACUUGCAAUCGAGAAGAAAGUUGUGCCCAUAACCCGUGGAGAUCUAUCACGUUGUGCAGUUGGUCGUGAUGUCUCCUGGAGCUUCAAUUUUAUGACCCUGAUGCAUUUUCUUCUUUUUUGAUGUGCCAUUUGAAGUAUAAAUUAUCACUAGAUGCCCAGGCGUGUGCACAGUAUGUGUUUGUGUUAGUUCCGGACAGGUUCCAUCAUGUACUAAAUGGUGAUGGAUAGAGAGAUCCAUUAUUCAUUUGUAUAGAAGUUCAAAUUUAAAUAAAAUAGAGGUUCAAUGUUUAUGAAA
This is a messenger RNA of Triticum urartu, 1567 nucleotides long. The record is from RefSeq and is a predicted model, not a curated record. Lineage: Eukaryota; Viridiplantae; Streptophyta; Magnoliopsida; Poales; Poaceae.